Salvelinus fontinalis (brook trout) is the source of this 3154-nucleotide messenger RNA. Its product is annotated as GDNF family receptor alpha-4-like. Gene Ontology annotation, molecular function: signaling receptor activity. Gene Ontology annotation, biological process: nervous system development. The record is from RefSeq and is a predicted model, not a curated record. NCBI's taxonomy places the organism in Eukaryota, Metazoa, Chordata, Actinopteri, Salmoniformes, Salmonidae. Gene Ontology annotation, cellular component: signaling receptor complex; external side of plasma membrane. The transcript has 9 exons. Bases 473 to 1825 code for a protein of 450 amino acids.
ACUGACGAGCGCGAGGAGGAGGGAUCUGUCAUCUUCACGGUCUCAGGCAGCAUGUUGACGGGAUCCUAUCGUGCCACUGUCGAGAGAGAAAUGGCGAGAGCCAGUGUCAAAAUUCGAGAACAUCUAUUUUUGGAUGCAGAGUAACCUGAUGUUUCACAGCUGUAAAUAGUUUUGGAGUCUUGGUUCAUUGUGUUCAGCCUACAGGGCACGCGCUACACUUUGGCGGUGGUGACAGUUAAUCUAUCUGAGCUGGGUUCUCGGCCAGUGCAAUCUAAGGAAUUGAUCGUUAUACAGGACUAUAUACCUGCAACUUGUUCCCAGAACCGUGGAGCCUGACUCCCGUUGGAUGUAACGUUGAGCGGAGUGACGCGGGUCGGUGUGCGGACAAAUAGAGCGGUGGCGGACCAAACGCACAACGUCCAAUUCAAUCUCCCUUCCCGUGUCCCUGUGCUCGGCCCGACUCAUAACGGAGAUGUUGCUCCUAGGAAUACUGCUCAACAUCUUCAUACGAGGUAAAAUUAAGGAAGGUGUGGUCCCCUCCUUGUCGCCCCUCCCCCAUGGCUUUGUAGACUGUGUCGAGGCAGAGAGGGGGUGUAAGGAAGACCCCCGGUGUAAGGAGCUGUACAUGACCCUGGAGUACUGUGCUUCCGAGGAGGCGGUGGCUCCGCUGGGGAACAAGGCCAGCAUUGAGUGCUUGGAGGCCCUGAGCGGCCUGCACUACCUCCCUCUGUUGGCCUGCAAGUGUCAGCGCGGCGCACGCAGAGAGGAGCACUGCCUCAAAGUCUACUGGAGCAUCAGGAUCCUGCAGGGUUAUGAUGACUUUGAGGGGUCUCCCUAUGAGGACUCGCCAGUGGAGUCUUCUCGAAUGGCCUCCUUAGUGGCAGCAGCCUCCUCUCUUCUUCUAGAUGGACAGAACGUAUGUCUGAAGGCAGCCCAGGACUGUGGUCUGUAUGAGAAAUGUGGUUCCCUGAGGUCUGAGUACGUCCUGGCCUGCACCAAGCAUGCCCCAGGCUCGGACCACUGCAACAGGCAGAAGUGCCUCCGGGCGCUGCGGCGCUUCCUGGAGCGCGUUCCGGAGGAGUACAGCCUGGGGUUGCUGUUCUGCCCCUGUACUGACAAACUGUGUGGGGAGAGACGCAGGAAGACCAUCGUUCCUUCCUGUUCCUACCAGGAGAGAGACUUGAUACAGCCUAACUGUCUGCUUCUGCAGAGCUUCUGCAAGAGGGACCAAUUCUGCAGGUCCAGACUGGCUGAUUUCCAGCAUAACUGCCAGCCGUCUGGCCAUUCCCCUUCUGGCUGUAUCAGAGAGAGUGGAGCUGUGUGCCUCAAAUCCUACGCCGGACUGAUCGGCACCAUCAUGACCCCCAACUAUGUCAGCAACAGCACUGUGGAAGUGGACUUGUGGUGCAACUGCGAGGGCAGUGGCAACCAAUGGCAGGACUGCCUGAGGAUUCAGCACAUGUUCACCAACAACGCCUGUCUGGAGAACUCCAUCAGUACCAUGGGUAUCUCCCCCCCUCGGCCAGUGGAGAGCACUUUUCCCCCGCCCUCUCGUCCCUCACCCUUGGACCAGCAGAAUGAGCUCAGCAACAACGCCCAGGAUGAGGUCAGCAACAACGCUGUGGAGCAGAGUGAGGAAGAGGAGGAUGUGAAGGAGGAGGAGGGGGGUCAGUUUGACGUGAUCCCUCUCUAUGCUGAGAAGGCCACGGUGUCCAACCUGGGUUCUGGGGGUGGGGGGGUGUCCCCCCGUCUUUCCAUCGGCCCACCUCCCUCCCUGCUGCUGCUCCUUCUGCUACUGUCUGCCUCUCUGAGCUGGGGGUCCUAAAGCAUCAGCACUCUACUGUAGCACAGCCUCAGCCACAGCUCUGCCGCUACAGCCGGACGCACAGUGGAGGACGCUUUCCAUUGGAUUCAUUUAAACAAAUACACAAGAAAACGAAAGCAGGAAAAGGCACCAUUUGAGCCCAAACCUUCCUAAACAGCUCCUAUAGCCCCCACACCUGGAACACGCGUUCAUUGGUUGUAUUAAUUCAUACGCUCAAUGGAUGUUUCUGUGUGCUGUGUUUUUGUGUGUUAACAACCAGCUGUGCUGUGCUGUCUACCUGCCUGCCCUGCUAUCACAUUCAUAAUCAUCUUUGAUUUAUAGAACUUCUGUACUACGUACUCAUUAAUAUGUCUAUGCCAGAUGUGUACAUUGUUAUUUAUGCAUACGCACAGUAAUUACCGCAAACAAUAUCAUGUUGUAUUGACUGCAUAUCGGCCAUCAGGAUGACUUACUGUGUGUGUGUGUUGGACAUGGCUGAGGAGCAUAUGGAAGACUCAGAGGAUGCUCAAGGGUUACAUUGUUUUCCUGCUGCACCUGUACUUUGUAGCUCUGUCUGUUUGUCACUCUGCGUAACCAUGGCGAUACUGUAUCGCUGCCUCUCUUCGCUGUAGCACCAAAUCAUGCUAAAUGGUGUUGAAUAAUGCUCAGAUCUUCAGCCUUUUCUAUCCCAGCACCUUCGGAGGUGAAGCAGUCAUUUUGAGCCCCCCCCCCCCCCCCCCCCCCCCCAGUAGGCCGUGCCUCCUGCAGGUAGUCGGCUGAAUAGGCUGAUGGGUAUUCAGGAGGGGAGAGGACGCACGCUGGGACUGCAAAUGAGACGUACAUUCUUGAGCAAGCAGAACUGUACUGCCUGACUACUCUGCACAGCAACAAUAUGAUGAUGAAACCCUUUCUUCCUUCUUGCUCACUCUCCCGAACACUGCAACGCUGAGCGGACCGAUCUCCUCUCUCUCGUCAGGCUUGAGACUUCCCCCCCACUAUCUUCCGUGUGUUGCUCCGGACAGUGGGCAGUCACAGGAAAGACCGUUCAGGAUCACAGAACUGCUCUGCUGGUGUUCAAGAAUGCAAAACAAAACAUAAAACACUGAUGCCAUGAACAUUCUGUUCGUCCCGCUUCCCUUUAAGCAUGCCUGUGUACCACAGGAGAGGGCCAGCUCUGGCCCACUACCCCCCAGAACCGGUUCUGUACCGACCCCUUAAGUACACACCCCGCCCAGUGUUCUCUUGAUCCGGUAGUGUUCUGUGCUUUCCUCCAUCUGCUGUUCAGAGAGACAGCCACCGCCACUGUGUACAUCGGUGAACAUAAUAAAUAUAUGAUCUUACAUUUCCUUA